CUAGGCUAUAAAUAAGACAUCCCUGAAAACCCUAGGGUGGUUUUUCCUGCUAUUAUCCACAACGAAACAAAGAAAGGAAGAAAAACCCAUUUAGGGUUUUUAUUUGCAGACUCACUACUUUAUCUCAAAAACCAGAGUCAGAAAUGGAAAAACCUGCAAAUCCAAAUGCUCUUCCUUCAACUCCCUCUCCAGCUCAAUCAGCUUCUACUUCAAAGGGUAAAGAAACCCAGAAGAGAAGAGAAAAACUGCCGACCCCUCAGGAGCUCGUAGCCCAUUACGAAUCUCAGGGCCUCGAAUCCAAUGAAGCUUCAAUGAAAGUAAUCGAAGAUCUCCAGAAUGUUUUGGUUAGGAUGGUGAGCUCUGGUAGGGGAAGAAAGGAUAGAUUCAUGGCUGAGAGUUCGCGAAAGCUUGAUACUGCAAAUACCCGUCUCGCGAUUCUGGAAUUGAAGCUGGAUUCGAAGCCAGGGUAUGCGGAGAGUCUAGCGAUUGGGGUUACCUCUGGUGCGAUUGUCAGAGGGGCUGCCAGUGUCUUUCCUCAUGUGGUAGGGGCAGUUGGGCAAAUGUGGAAUGCUGUUAGGAGCGCUACCAAGUCUUCGACUAAUUUGUGAGCCUUCUUUAGUAUUUCCUGUGCUUGAAUUCCUUCUUUUUUGGAUAAAUUGUUGUAGGUUUUGGUUCAGGUAGACUGGAGACUGGAGGAGGAGGGGAACGGGAAUUAAUAGUUCUUUAGAUAUCAGUAGUUCAUACUUUUUAUUUUCCGUAGAACUCUGUCGGUGGCCAUUUCUCUUCCUGUAUGUAUGACCUAUUCAAGGGAGCGAAGCAAAAGAGAUAGUGGCUUCUUAUGAAGACAGAUUUUAGAUGUGUAGAAAGAAAAGCUUCUUGAUGGGUCGUACAAUUUGAGCAAUUUUAGACAUGAUAGAUAAAUUGUUUUUCACAGAAGGUGUUCAUGGUGAAUAGAGAAAUCAAGGUUGAGCUUUCUAGAUUACAAAA
Macadamia integrifolia is the source of this 987-nucleotide messenger RNA. RefSeq lists its product as uncharacterized. The coding region runs from base 144 to 608 and encodes 154 amino acids. The record is from RefSeq and is a predicted model, not a curated record. The transcript has a single exon. NCBI's taxonomy places the organism in Eukaryota, Viridiplantae, Streptophyta, Magnoliopsida, Proteales, Proteaceae.